GUGGGAGUGUUACUGUGAGAGACGGAGAUCAUAAACAGCGCUGCAGCACACACACACACACACACACACGGAGGCGCGAUGGCGAGUCCUGGGAAAGAGAAUUAUCGGAUGAAGAGCUACAAAAACAAAGCGCUAAACCCUCAGGAGAUGCGACGACGCAGAGAGGAGGAGGGCGUUCAGCUCCGCAAGCAGAAGAGAGAGGAGCAGCUGUUUAAGAGGAGGAACGUCUGUGCGCCGCCGUGUGACGAGUCCAUGCUCGAGUGUCCCAUCCAGGAUCCGGACAUCAGCUCCACCGUGCCCAUGUCCUCAGACGCAGUUAUAACCCCAGACAUGAUGCAGAUGAUCUUCUCUGAAGACACGGACCAGCAGCUCCUCGCCACACAGAAGUUCAGGAAGUUACUCUCCAAAGAGCCAAACCCGCCCAUUGAUGAGGUCAUCGCCACGCCUGCUGUAGUGAGUAAGUUUGUGGAGUUUCUGAAGAGGAGCGAUAACUGCACGCUACAGUUUGAAGCAGCCUGGGCUCUGACCAACAUCGCCUCUGGAACGUUCCUGCACACUAAAGUGGUGAUCGAAACAGGAGCUGUUCCUAUUUUCAUCGAGCUGCUCAACUCCGAGUAUGAAGAUGUGCAGGAGCAGGCUGUGUGGGCGCUAGGAAACAUUGCAGGAGAUAACGCAGAGUGUAGAGACUUUGUCCUGAACUGCGGAAUUCUUCCUUCACUACAGCAGUUACUUGCGAAAUCUAACCGUCUCACCACAACUCGGAACGCUGUGUGGGCGUUAUCCAACCUGUGCAGAGGGAAAAACCCCCCACCAGACUUUAGCAAGGUGUCCCCCUGUCUCAGUGUCCUCUCCAGACUGCUGUUUAGCAGCGAUCCAGAUGUUUUAGCAGACGCAUGUUGGGCUCUUUCCUACCUGUCUGAUGGUCCGAAUGAGAAAAUCCAGGCCGUGAUUGACUCGGGAGUGUGUCGCAGAUUAGUAGAGCUGCUCAUGCACAGUGAUUAUAAAGUUGUGUCUCCUGCGCUGCGGGCCGUCGGAAACAUCGUGACUGGAGACGAUAUCCAGACUCAGGUGAUCCUGAACUGUUCGGCCUUACCCUGUCUCCUCCACCUGCUCAGCAGCCCUAAGGAGUCAAUAAAAAAAGAAGCGUGCUGGACGGUUUCGAACAUCACCGCAGGGAACCGAGCUCAGAUCCAGACGGUGAUUGAUGCGAACAUCUUCCCUGUGCUGAUCGAGAUCUUACAGAAGGCAGAGUUCCGCACCAGGAAGGAGGCGGCGUGGGCCAUAACCAACGCCACCAGCGGGGGCACUCCUGAGCAGAUCAGGUACCUGGUGUCUCUAAACUGCAUUAAGCCGAUGUGUGACCUGCUGACGGUGAUGGACUCAAAAAUCGUUCAAGUUUCUCUGAAUGGUUUGGAAAAUAUUCUCCGUCUGGGGGAGCAGGAGUCCAAACAGAACGGCUCGGGCAUCAAUCCGUACUGCGCGCUUAUUGAGGAGGCCUAUGGUUUGGAUAAGAUCGAGUUCCUGCAAAGUCACGAGAAUCAGGAGAUUUAUCAGAAAGCAUUUGAUUUAAUCGAGCAUUACUUCGGCGUGGAGGAGGAGGACGCCAACAUCGCCCCUCAAGUGGACCCGAAUCAGGACCAGUACAUUUUCCAGCAGCACCAUGGACCCAUUGACCACUUCCAGCUCUGAGUCCUGCCGUCCCUCUGUCUCCCUCCGUCUCCCUCUGUCUCUGUACACACAGUGGAGGAAAUGCAGCUUCACUUCCUGUUGGAGUUCUGAGCUCAGACUUUCACAGACUUUUUAAAGCCUGAACUGUCUUUCUGUCUUUAUUAUUAUUAUUAUUAUUAUUAUUACAUUUUUAAGGCAUUAGCACUGGUGUUCCUGAAACAUUACGUCCCUUCUGAAAUGUGAAGCUACCUCUCUAACCCUGUACUAAACAGCUGGAAACUGUACAGGACACGCCCAUGUUGGACACGCCUGUUUCAGACACGCCCAGAUUAUUGCUGUUUUAUUUUACACUAACUCCUUCAGUUCUUCGUCCUCCUGCUUUAUUUCAGAAUCAGUGACUUUUUGUAAAUAAUUUAAAAGUCAAAUAAUUGAAAAAACACAGCGUGUAAAAAGACAGUCAGCAGUCAAAUGUACAUCAUUGUGUGUGUGUGUGUGCGCGUGUGUGUGCGCGUGUGUGUGAGAUGAGAUGAGAUCAGUGUGGUAUUUAUUUGGCCUGAUGUGAUUGCAGUGUUUUCUACAGUAUGAUAAUCAGCUGUUCCUUUAAGCGCAGGUCUUUAUUGUGUGUGUGUGUGUGUGUUUGUGUGUGUGUGUGUGUGUGUGUGUGUGUGUUUGUUUCUCACCCCUAACUCUGGAUUUCACUCACGUUAAACGUUUGCUGUAAGUCUAGACUCGGAGUCACCGAGUGUUAAAUCUACAAAGACGCGACUCGACUUCGACUCCUCCUCUGAUGAACACUGUUCUGUCGAGACGGUGUAACAGGAUGGGCUUUAACGUGGCUGCCGAGGGAAGUGCACAAGCGUCUGUUUAAUAAUGGUAUUGGAACACAGCCCCAUGCUGAAGGCGCGGUAUCCCUGGAAAAUUAUGAUCGGAAUAAUUAAAUAAUAAACUAUGACGUUUCUCCAGAGUCUAGAGUACUAAUGCUGGACUUAUUAUAAAACUUGCUAACGGAAAAAUGGAGUCUAUUUUAUUUGGUGGAUUUAAACCUUUCAUAUUUUAUUUUCUUUAUAAAAUGUUGGUUCUUGAGUUGCUUCUUGAGCAUUAACCAUCGGCCCAUGCGCAAGUGGAAGCAGCUCGAGAUGAAGAGAUUGUUACAGAAGCACAUGCAGCACAAUGCUGUAAUAUUUCUCAUGUUUACGAUGAUUUUUCAGGUUGCUUUUUUCUCCUCAUCAGGGAGAAUCGAUGUCUCUACUCAUGUGUGACAUAAAGGACAUCAGAAGGUCAAACUUGUUAAAAACGAAAUAGAACAAAUAAAAUGUUCUGGUACACACAGUAA
Molecule: messenger RNA, 3001 nt
Organism: Clarias gariepinus (North African catfish)
Lineage: Eukaryota; Metazoa; Chordata; Actinopteri; Siluriformes; Clariidae
Gene: kpna5
Product: karyopherin alpha 5 (importin alpha 6)
Exons: 14
Coding region: 79-1689 (536 amino acids)
Biological process (GO): NLS-bearing protein import into nucleus
Cellular component (GO): cytoplasm; nucleoplasm; nucleus
Molecular function (GO): nuclear import signal receptor activity; protein binding
Source: RefSeq, a predicted model, not a curated record